AAAUAAGCCUAUAAAAGGCAUUGCAAAAUCUUCUUCUUUUCCUCUGUGGAUAUUUUCAGCUCAAAAUCGAAACCCUAAUUUCGUUAUCUUUUCUUCUUAUCAUCGAAAAGAAUGGGAUUGUGGGAAGCUUUUCUCAAUUGGCUGCGAAGUCUCUUUUUCAAGCAAGAGAUGGAGUUAUCUUUAAUAGGCCUCCAGAAUGCCGGAAAAACAUCCCUAGUUAAUGUCAUUGCUACUGGUGGAUAUAGUGAAGAUAUGAUACCGACAGUAGGGUUUAAUAUGAGGAAGGUAACUAAAGGAAAUGUCACAAUAAAGUUAUGGGAUCUUGGGGGUCAACCAAGGUUUCGGAGUAUGUGGGAGAGAUACUGCCGUGCUGUUUCGGCUAUUGUCUAUGUCGUGGAUGCUGCUGAUUUUGAUAACUUAUCCGUCUCGAGAAGAGAACUCCAUGACCUGUUAAGUAAAACCUCACUGAACGGUAUUCCCCUGUUGGUACUCGGAAACAAGAUCGACAAACCGGAAGCCUUGUCUAAGGAAAAUUUGACAGAGCAAAUGGGGCUGAAGUCUAUCACAGACAGAGAAGUUUGUUGCUAUAUGAUUUCAUGCAAGAACUCGACCAACAUCGAUACGGUGAUUGAUUGGCUUGUGAAGCAUUCGAAAUCAAAGAAUUGAGAUCUC
Molecule: messenger RNA, 672 nt
Organism: Hibiscus syriacus
Lineage: Eukaryota; Viridiplantae; Streptophyta; Magnoliopsida; Malvales; Malvaceae
Product: ADP-ribosylation factor-like protein 8a
Exons: 6
Coding region: 112-666 (184 amino acids)
Biological process (GO): protein transport
Molecular function (GO): GTPase activity; GTP binding
Source: RefSeq, a predicted model, not a curated record